CCGCGCAGCUUGAUUAAAAAACUGAAUAAAAUCAAAACCAAAUAUCCAAAUCAUAUUAAAACCUAGUGUUUGUAGUGUAAUAAAAGUAUUAUUAUAAUCCUAGACCUUCACUGAUCUUAUAUUACCACCAUGCAAGACGAUCUCGAAGUAACUGGUGUAUCGCGAAGCGGGCGAGUAAGGAAGAAGAGUUCUAAAUUGAUGGACUUUGAGUCCCCGGAUGACAUCGAAACGCGGUUCCGUCGCCAGACACCAGUCAAAUCGUACGCUGGUUUUCGACAAGAGGUCGAGCAGCCAGAAUAUCAGGAACCGCCUCCAAAGCCGAUGGAAGAAGCUGGUACCGCGUCAGGCAGCGAGUCUGAUUACUAUGAGAACACCGGCGAAAAUGCGGACAGUAUGGAAACAGACAGUUCAGGGUCUGAGGAAGGAUCCACUCGCACACCAGCCAACUCGCUAUACAUGAUGGAGAAAAGCAAUAAGAAGAAGCUUAUUGUUAAAGAUGGCAAGGUGGUAGGUCGAGCUAAAGCACAAAGAAAAGAUAAGGGCAAAACCCGUAUCACUGCAUACAUGAUGUGGGCAAAGGAAGCUAGAAAUGAAUUACUAAGAAAACACCCUGAUAUGGACUUUUCGGCUAUAUCAAAACGCUUGGGAGAAAUGUGGGCUAAUGUAAAUUACAAUGAAAGAUAUUUAUGGAAGCGCAAAGCCAAGAGAUUUGCAAUGCUAAAGGUACAAGAAACUCAAGGAACAAACAAGAUUAUUUCUAACCCUGUGGUUCGUCCGUCCCCAAGUGCGGGCCCCGGUCGUCCUGCGGGAAGGCAGAAGCAAAUAGUUGCUGUAACACCACCGCAACAAGCUCUUGUGCCAGUAAGCGCAAACACGAAUGUAACGAGCAGCGGCAUGUACCGAGUGACUGGCUCUGGAGCGCUAGACGUAGCCGCGCAUCUACGGCUGCUGGGGGAGAGCCUUGCUAUCAUCGGUGAACGACUGAAAGAGCAUGAGGGUCAGAUAGCCGUCUCCGGGUCUGUAUCCGUACUAUUGGAUACGUUACUAUGUUCGCUAGCUCCAUUGUUGGCGGUCACCCGCGCGGUGCCCGCCAUAGCGCCCCCGGCCCGCCUGCUGCAGGACACGCUGCACAACAUCGCGUACAUCAUGCCGGGCCUGUAAGCGGCCCGCCGGCCCGCCUGCUGCAGGACACGCUGCACAACAUCGCGUACAUCAUGCCGGGCCUGUAAGCGGCCCGCCGGCCCGCCUGCUGCAGGACACGCUGCACAACAUCGCGUACAUCAUGCCGGGCCUGUGAGCGGCCCGCCGGCCCGCCUGCUGCAGGACACGCUGCACAACAUUGCGUACAUCAUGCCGGGCCUGUGAGCGGCCCGCCGGCCCGCCUGCUGCAGGACACGCUGCACAACAUUGCGUACAUCAUGCCGGGCCUGUGAGCGGCCCGCCGGCCCGCCUGCUGCAGGACACGCUGCACAACAUCGCGUACAUCAUGCCGGGCCUGUGAGCGGCCCGCCGGCCCGCCUGAUGCAGGACACGCUGCACAACAUUGCGUACAUCAUGCCGGGCCUGUGAGCGGCCCGCCGGCCCGCCUGCUGCAGGACACGCUGCACAACAUCGCGUACAUCAUGCCGGGCCUGUGAGCGGCCCGCCGGCCCGCCUGAUGCAGGACACGCUGCACAACAUCGCGUACAUCAUGCCGGGCCUGUGAGCGGCCCGCCGGCCCGUCAAGUGACCCUACGCCAAGUGAUAUGUAUUACGUGACCCCGCGACAAAUGACCACCCGUGAAAUAAUCCCGCUCCAAGUGAUACGCGUCGUGUGACCCCUUUCCCGUGCGUUUAAUCCAAUGCAAUGACAUUUUCUCGAGAAAGAUUUUGUUCUGGUGCGUUGACAAUGUGACAACUAGUGUUUGUUUAAGCAAGGAAUCGUCUGAUAAUGUUGAAAUGAAUUUGUCAAAAUUG
Messenger RNA from Colias croceus (clouded yellow), 1956 nucleotides. RefSeq names its product HMG box-containing protein 4. The coding region runs from base 130 to 1161 and encodes 343 amino acids. The transcript is spliced from 8 exons. NCBI's taxonomy places the organism in Eukaryota, Metazoa, Arthropoda, Insecta, Lepidoptera, Pieridae. The record is from RefSeq and is a predicted model, not a curated record.